Messenger RNA from Sus scrofa (pig), 2573 nucleotides. RefSeq names its product solute carrier family 26 member 11 (gene SLC26A11). Lineage: Eukaryota; Metazoa; Chordata; Mammalia; Artiodactyla; Suidae. Gene Ontology annotation, molecular function: secondary active sulfate transmembrane transporter activity. Gene Ontology annotation, biological process: sulfate transmembrane transport. Gene Ontology annotation, cellular component: membrane. The record is from RefSeq and is marked provisional.
CCCGCUCGGGUUUCUGCAGACCCGCUGCGGCAGCGACGGGGGACCCUGAGCUGUGGCGUCGGUCCGACAUGUCCUCCCCUCUGAAGCACCCCAAGGGCUUUGCCCCGAUGUCCUGCUGCUGGUCCACUGAGACCAUGCAGAAGAGGCUGCCUUUCCUGGCCUGGCUGCCCAACUACACUUGGUACGCACUGAAGAUGGACUUCAUCGCCGGGAUCUCAGUUGGGCUCACAGUCAUUCCCCAGGCGCUGGCCUAUGCUGAGGUGGCUGGACUCCCUCCCCAGUAUGGCCUCUACUCUGCCUUCAUGGGGUGCUUCGUGUAUUUCUUUCUGGGCACCUCUCGAGACGUGACUCUGGGCCCCACCGCCAUCAUGUCCCUCCUGGUUUCCUUCUACACCUUCCGAGAGCCCGCCUAUGCCGUGCUGCUGGCCUUUCUGUCCGGGUGCAUCCAGUUAGGCAUGGGAUUCCUGCGCUUGGGGUUCCUGCUGGACUUCAUCUCCUGUCCCGUCAUUAAAGGUUUCACCUCGGCUGCCGCCAUCACUAUCGGUUUUGGGCAGAUCAAGAAUUUGCUGGGACUGCAGCACAUCCCCAGGCAGUUUUUCCUGCAGGUGUAUCAAACCUUCCACAACAUCGGAGAGACCAGGGUGGGUGAUGCGGUGCUGGGGCUGGUCUGCAUGGUGCUGCUGCUGGUGCUGAAGCUGAUGCGGGACCACGUGCCUCCCGUCCAUCCCGAGAUGCCCCCUGGCGUGCGGCUCAGCCACGGGCUGGUUUGGACUGCCACCACAGCUCGAAAUGCCCUGGUGGUCUCCUUCGCUGCCCUGGUCGCCUACUCCUUCGAGGUAACAGGAUACCAGCCUUUUGUUCUGACUGGGAAGACUCCCGAGGGCCUCCCCGACCCCAGCAUCCCCCCCUUCUCAGUGGCCACCACCAACGGGACCAUCUCCUUCACCCAGAUGGUGCAGGGCAUGGGAGCCGGGCUGGCCGUGGUGCCUCUGAUGGGUCUCCUGGAGAGCAUUGCAGUGGCCAAAUCCUUUGCUUCUCAAAACAAUUACCGUGUUGACGCCAACCAGGAGCUGCUGGCCAUUGGCCUGACCAACAUCCUGGGCUCCCUCUUCUCCUCCUACCCGGUCACAGGCAGCUUUGGACGGACGGCUGUGAACGCCCAGUCGGGGGUGUGCACCCCAGCAGGGGGCCUGAUGACAGGCGCCCUGGUGCUGCUGUCGCUCGACUACCUGACGUCGCUCUUCUACUACAUCCCCAAGUCCGCCCUGGCCGCCGUCAUCAUCAUGGCCGUGGCCCCCCUCUUCGACACCAAGAUCCUGGGGACGCUCUGGCGCGUCAAGAGGCUGGACUUGCUGCCCCUCUGCGUGACGUUCCUGCUGUGCUUCUGGGAGGUCCAGUACGGCAUCCUGGCGGGGACCCUGGUGUCCGUGGUGAUUCUGCACUCCGUGGCCAGACCCAAGAUUCAGGUGUCGGAGGGGCCAGUGCUGAUCCUCCAGCCGUCGAGCGGCCUGCACUUCCCUGCCAUCGAGACCCUCCGCGAGAUGGUACUGAGCCGGGCUCUGGAAACAUCCCCGCCACGCUCGGUGGCCCUGGACUGCACCCACAUCUUCAGCAUUGACUACACAGUGGUGCUGGGACUCGGGGAGCUCCUGGAGGACUUCCACAAGCGGGGCGCCACCCUGGCCCUCAUCGGCCUGCAGGUUCCCGUUCUCCGUGUCCUGCUGUCUGCUGACCUGAAGGGCGUCCUGUACUUCUCCACCCUGGAAGAAGCAGAGAAGUACCUGAAGCAGGAACCCGGGACCCAGCCCUACAACAUCAGCGAAGACUCUGUCCCGGAGCACAAGGUGGCCCUGCUGAAGGCCUGACGGGCGCCACUGGGCGCCCCUGGCGGAGGGUCUCUGGAAGGUUCUUGUCACUGUGAUGCCGGAUGCCGCCUUGCAGCAGAUCUGAGGAGCCCGCAGGUGCCCCGAGGACGGGGAGGGACCGUGUGGGAUCCGCAGGGACUCCUCCCGUCCGUGGAGGGCGGAGGAAGGCCUCCGGGCUGUUCCGUGGACCUGAACACUUUUAAAGAGCGGUUUGGAGAGAGCCUUCUAGAAUGGUAGACCGGGCAGGGCAGUGACGUCAGCCCGGUCUAGGAGAGCAGUCCUCCCGGCCCAGCGCCUUCCUGGAUUUCGGGGCAAUGGGGAGGGCGGGCAUCUCUCAGGGGGCUUCCCUUCUUGAUGGCGGCGGCUGUGCUGUUGUUGGGAGGAAAACCAAGGUUUGCCAAAUGACUGAAAGCGUCUAUUAAAAAUAACUUUACGGUGUUUUCUAAGUGUGAAAAAGUACAGCUUUGGUGUUUUUGUAAAAACCAUAAAUGCUCAUUGUAACAACUGCGGGAAGCAUCUCUGUCAUCCACUCGGUGGUGGCCCCGGGCCGCCUCCCUCCCGCGCGCGUCCGUGGGACGUCGGCUCGCGGGGUGGGCUUCCGGUCACGUCAGUGGGAUCAUUUCAUCCAUGGUGCUCUGUGACCCCCAUUUUCAUGCAGCCGUUGCUGUGGACUACUUGUUGUGAUAAUAAAUAGAGACUAUAUGAUUA